Capsicum annuum is the source of this 2134-nucleotide messenger RNA. RefSeq lists its product as uncharacterized. Bases 246 to 1955 code for a protein of 569 amino acids. The record is from RefSeq and is a predicted model, not a curated record. Gene Ontology annotation, cellular component: membrane. The transcript has a single exon. NCBI's taxonomy places the organism in Eukaryota, Viridiplantae, Streptophyta, Magnoliopsida, Solanales, Solanaceae.
AUUUUUGAGUAGAGGAUUAGGCUUGGGAAAAUAAAGAAAGAUUAUCAUCUAAUUACUUAAAUUAUCCAAUCCAUCUUACCAUAUUAAUUAGCCUAAAGGAAUCUAUCUUCUUAUUUAGUCUAGAUACAAAAUCUUCUUGAAUAUUAUUGCUCUAUACCCUCAACAAACAUCUUUAUAAAUUAUAACCAAUCUGUUACACACACACACACACCAAAAAAAAAAAAAAAAAGAAAUUCAAGAAAGCCAUGGAGGGAUUUGGUCUGCACAUGCUUGUUGGCAGAUGGUUUAUGGUAUUUGCUUCACUUUUAAUCUUGUCUGUAGCAGGUGGCACAUACAUAUUUGGUUUAUAUUCAGAAGAAGUAAAGAUAGCACUAGGUUAUGAUCAAACAACCUUAAACUUGCUUGGGUUUUUCAAAGAUUUAGGUGCAAAUGUUGGAAUUAUAUCUGGUUUAAUCAAUGAAGUAACACCACCAUGGGUUGUUCUUCUUCUUGGUGCAUUUAUGAAUUUUUCUGGGUAUUUUUCUAUAUGGCUUGCUGUUACAGGGAGAUUAAGUAAACCAAAAGUUUGGCAAAUGUGUUUUUGUAUUUUUAUUGGUGCAAAUUCACAAACUUUUGCCAAUACUGGUGUUAUAGUGACUUGUGUUAAGAAUUUCCCACAAAGUAGGGGAAUUGUUAUUGGAUUAUUGAAGGGGUUUGUUGGAUUAAGUGGUGCUAUACUUACACAAUUAUAUCAUGCUUUUUAUGGGAGCAAUGGGAAAUCUUUGAUUUUGCUUAUUGCUUGGCUUCCUGCUGUUGUGUCUUGUGUUUUUCUUAGAGUUAUAAGGACUAUGCAGGUGACUAGGCAAGAAAAUGAGCUCAAAAUUUUUUAUCAGCUUUUGUUUAUGUCACUUGGUUUAGCUGGUUUUCUUAUGGCUAUAAUUAUAGUGCAAAAUAGGAUUCAUUUUACUAGUGUUGGUUAUUGGUCAACUGCUGGUACAAUUCUUGUUUUGUUAUUUGCUCCUAUAAUUCUUGUUGUUAGAGAAGAAUUGAGAUUAUGGGGCACGAAGAAACAAGAUUUGAGUCAGGAUGUUGAGAUUAAAGUUGCUGAAAUUGAGACACCACUUCAGUCAUCAGCAACUGUUGUCCCGAUUAAUGAUCAGAAAGAGCCUGUUUCUUUCUUUCAAAAUGUGUUUAAGCCACCGGAGAGGGGUGAGGACUAUACGAUAUUGCAAGCAGUUCUCAGUAUUGACAUGUUGAUUCUGUUCAUUGCUACGAUAUUUGGAGCAGGGGGGCUUUUGACAGCUAUGGAUAACUUAGGCCAAAUUGGUAAAGCCUUAGGUUAUCCUAAAACAAGUAUCACUACAUUUGUGUCACUUGUGAGUAUAUGGGGUUAUCUCGGGCGAGUUGGUUCUGGAUUUGCCUCUGAGAUUUUCCUGGAGAAGUACAAGUUCCCCCGUCCUUUGAUGCUGACAAUAGUGCUGUUUCUUUCUUGUGCCGGUCAUGUUUUGGUUGCAUUUGGCGUGCCAAAUACUCUGUAUAUUGCUUCUGUGCUAAUGGGGUUAUGUUUUGGUGCUCUAUGGCCAUUGAUAUUCGCUAUCAUAUCUGAAAUCUUUGGCCUUAAGCACUACUCCACAUUGCUCAACUUUGGUGGUGCUGCUAGCCCGAUCGGAGCCUACAUUUUCAAUGUUAAAGUAGCUGGUAAUUUGUAUGACAGAGAAGCUUUAAAGCAAAUGGCAGCUCAUGGGUUCAUUAGGAAGCCCGGUGAAGACUUGCAUUGCACUGGAGUUGAGUGUUAUAAGUUAUCUUUCUUGAUAAUUGCAGCAUCUACUUUUGUCGGGUGCAUUGUUUCAUUGGUUUUAGUAGUCAGAACAUUCAAGUUCUACAAAGGGGAUAUUUACAAGAAAUUUAGAGAACAAGCUAAAGCCUUGGAUGCUGCUGAGUCUCAGUCCAGAACAAAUGGUGACGCUCCAUCAUAGAACAUUCAUAGCUGCAAUUUGCCAAUGCCUUUUGAGUGUGUUAUUCACUCUGAUAUGUGAUUAUAGUUUUGACAUCUUGUGCUUAAUGCUGAUAUCAGUAUAUGUACAAGGGUUUGAAGUGUAUACAAGAUUUACAAGUUGAAUUUUAUGUUGCGCAAUGGAAGAUCUGUUUAACUAAA